GAGAGAGAGAGAGAAUCCCUGUGCGUCUCCAGCGGAGUGUCGUCGCCGCGUGGUGUUUUCUCACGACGAUGCGUCGGCUUCGUCUCGGAGUGCCCGGAGGGUAGAAGAUGCCGUGCGUGCGUGUCCGUCUUCUUGAAUGUGCGUGCAAUGGCAACCCGCACGCCGGCUGUCGCUGAAGUGCGGCGACGUCGCCUGGGAUUAACUUUGCCGUCGACGCAACUGUCACCGAGAGUACCUUCCGCGCGCUCGUGGAUUUGGCGCGUGAUUGUAGCCGUGUGCUUCUUGGCAGUGGGCGUGACGUCGUCAUCUCACCUUCCCCUACUGGCGGGCACUCUGAAGACGUUUCAGAAGUUUGCCUGCGACGGCCAGGAGCUGCAACUGCGCUGCUUCCGCAACACGAGCAUCUCCAUCUCGGUGGCCCAGUACGGGCGCUCCGUGCCCUACCACAUGCUGUGUCCGCCGCCGUCGCACGAGGAAGGGGGCGCCACAAGCGCCAGGCAGGAGCAAGAGUACAACGGCAGCGUCGAGUGCAUCGCCAAGGAAGCACUCAAGGUGGUGGAGGCCGCAUGCCGGGAGAAGCGGGAGUGCAUGGUGAGGACUGACGUCAAGUCAUUCAUGGUGGACCCUUGCCCGGGAGUGUACAAGUACGCCGAAGUCGCCUACAAGUGCAGACCCACCACGUUCUCAAAUCGGAUAGUGUGCGAGAACGGCGUGCUCAACCUACGCUGCCACAAGAACCUGCGCAUCGUCGUCUACUCGGCCAACUUCGGAGGAACAGAGAAGGGCGUGCCCGAGUGCCCGCAGAGGCAGGACGUCAAGCUGUCCGUGUGCCAGGUGAGUUACGCGACCGAGACGGUGCUGACGUCAUGCCACGGGAGGCGCAGGUGCACCGUGGCGGCCGACAUGGGCACCUUCGGCAACCCCGGCUGCCACAAGGACUCGCGGCUCUACCUCAAGGUUGUCUACACCUGCGCGCCGAAGGAAAUACUUAAGGACCUCGAUAUCGGCGGCACCGACUCGCCCAAGGACAGGAUGGACGAAGAAGAAGAAGGAUACGUGGAAGAAGCGGGCUACCAGCCAUCCACCUUCAGUCCCGAAGGAGGUCCCCACGCACCGGCCAAGUCUCUGCCUGCCGCUCCGAUGGAUCGAGACUUGGUGCCGGAGCCAGCGAACAAAAAGAUCGACAUGCUGAGAGACAGGACGGCGGAAGACGACAAGCACGUCAACUGCACUUUGAAUGGGAGCGAACACAGAGCCAUCGGCUUCAUCACCGAAUGGGUGGCCGCUUACAAGUUUGUAAGAGCGAACAAAGAAAAGUUUAUACUCUACGUACUGCUGAGUCUGGGCUUCGGCGUCGUCGCCUUCCUGGCAGUGCUGUCGACUCGCCUGUACGUGCAGCGACGCCGCGACGACCCGCCCGAGGCCGCCGAGACGAAGUGCUCCGAGCCGCUGUCGGGCUCGUUCGACGAGUGCGACGGCGGAGGAGGAGGCAGGGUGGACCAAGCGGACGCCUCCACCGGGGGCUCGGCGACUAGGCACGCACACACCAUCGAAGUCGUGCGCUACGCGAACAGACCGGGCAUACGUCGCCACGACAGCGAUACUUACCCGAGGGCACCCGUCACGAGGUCCACGACCAGCUACUACUACAGCUAGUGGUAAACGGGCCGAGGAGGAUACUCGUCUUAGGUAUUUUUUUUGUCUCGUUCGCACUCUGGUAACCUCCUCGAGCCAAUAUACACACUGAGAAACGCACCGAUGCCAAAACAAGCGAGAAUUUAAGUGCCCAUGUCACCCGGCUAAUGAAACGUCAUUUCCAUCGAGUGACAUUAAAUGAAUUUACGUAAUUCUUUCAGCAUGCUGUUACAAUAAUAAGACAAAUGUUACUUGAAGAGACGGAGAGAGAUGUAUACAAAUAAAAGAAAGGCCGGGAAUUGCAGGAGGUUAAACCGGAAGACGGAGUUCUGGUCUGCUACCCUACGUAGGGAGAAGGCAAAGGGGGCUAGAAUAGUAGACGUAGGCCAGGAAUAGAAAAAAAAGUAGAGGAGAAUUACAGUCUUUCUAAUAGGUCAAUGCCGCGUAAAAUGCUUCGAGAGUGCCUUGAUCGACGUCCGGUGCAGCGACUGUUUAGGUCAUAAUUCCAGGAUUGUACUCUAAAAGUGGCCGGCAGUUAUGACGGGCCAACACGCCCGCUACCAAUGGGUUGUGCGCGCUGUAGCAAGGGUGGAACAUGAUCUAUAGUUUCUUCGCUUCCUCAGUGAUGGCAAGCAGCGCUACCUUCCGUACCGAUUUGGAAUUUCGUUUGAAAAUGAUAACAGUGACCUCAGCCUCCUGUGUCAUGACCACGGGUUGAAAGGAGAGUGAUAACGAACGUUCCAUUAACGACUCUAUAUUCCAGAAAUAAUUGUUCGUAAUAAGGAGGAGGAGACAACUUCAUUCUAGAGAAAUGUCAGAGGUUUGUAGACGGCCGCUUACUGCGGCGACCUCUCCUGUCCAGGCAAUGAUUGAUUUUUGUAGUUUUUCUUUGGAGGACCGUAUUAGAGUCUCCCACGUCGUUUCUAUUGAGAAAAUGUGGAUGAAAAAUAUAUGCUUGCCGUUUAUGCAGUUUGCUACAGCUGCACAACCUAAGUCAAGCCGAGAUCCAAACAAAAAAAUGAAUAAAACAAAAAACGGACUCAGCCAUGGCUUUGGCCAAAGCCAUGGCGGUUACUGGGAAUGGUCCGACCGCUUUUGUGUAAUUAUCACACUGUUUUUUAAUUACAUAGAUCAGAAACAUGUGUAAUUGGCAAUAAUAUUAGUGCAUCCAUAGCAUCGAUACUUCGCAUUAGGUCUGAAAUCGAACGCGAAUGAGUUCUGUUAAUUCAUUCUUUUGAAAAUAUGGCUUUCACUGAUUGUAAUUUUGUUUUCCCGUGUGGCAACGAAGGAAUGACAUUACGCACGAAUGGCAUUCGUUGUAAAUGACAUUACAUUAGCCACGUGACAGGGCUGCAACGCGCACAUGUCAAGACUUGGACGUCCGUUUAAUCGCGCUGUUCGCGAAAGCCUGGUGGUCGUCUUUUGUUGUGGACCGCAGACAUCUCGCUGUAGGUAAAAAAUGCUACUUACGUCAACAGGCUGUAUAUUUGGGGGUGUUGGGGCUACUGAACACCUCCCAUCCGCUGUUUUAACUUGGCCGUGCACUUGCGUGAAUUGCGUGCGACCCGUCAAAGAGUCGGCUGCGCCAUCUCGACGCGACUACAGUGUUGUGAUAGCGACAGCUUGUACAAUAUGUACAGUAACCAAUUUUAACCGUAUAACGACAGUGCCUGCGAGCGCCAAUUGAGUUGUUUAACUAUGAGCAAUAUGUUGAGCAUAUCAAAAGCCUCGCUGACUUCUUCUUGGGCUUCGAACGAGGAACUGAACGGAACCAGAGUUCCCAAUGGAAGAGGUCAGAGUUCAGGGACAUUAGGAAUCCGUUGUUGAGAUGGAAAUCAAUAUAAAGCGUUUGCAUCGGCUGACAAACAUUUUUAACGCUGACCGCGAGUAAAGACGAGUUGAAUUAGAAGAAUGAACAAAUCUGUCAACAUGACUGUGGUUGUGAUGUGAGUAAUAGCUCUUUCGGCAAGAUGGUAUAUAGACUGUCAAGCUCUACGAGGUUGUGGCUGUCAAAAAAAAAAAAAAAGACGCGCAUUUUUCUGCAUUUCCUGUAUAAUUUGCCGUAAGAAUAUGUGACGCCACCACCCAAGUAACGAUAUAAAAAACUCGAUGUAUUACUUCACGGUGACGCACAACUCUUGAGACAGUAGGACUGGGCAUGUUGGUAUAACAUGAC
Molecule: messenger RNA, 3811 nt
Organism: Rhipicephalus sanguineus (brown dog tick)
Lineage: Eukaryota; Metazoa; Arthropoda; Arachnida; Ixodida; Ixodidae
Product: protein eva-1
Exons: 8
Coding region: 148-1656 (502 amino acids)
Molecular function (GO): carbohydrate binding
Source: RefSeq, a predicted model, not a curated record